GUCUGGUACAAAUUUUGUACUGAAAUUAAUACUGUAUGGACAAUAAAUCCUUACAUUAAUUUUAUGAGAAAAUGGAUCUCUAUUCAGAAUUAAAAAGGAACAAACAACAAUUCGAGAAUAAUGAAAUCAGUAAAGAAGUGUUUAACAAACGUCAAAUGUCCAUAUUAAACAAAUGGUCAGGAGAACUGAAGAACCAUUCUCAUGUUGUCAAUAAAUCAAAAGAAAUAGAUUUGUACGGAAUUCUCCACUUAUCACCUAGCGCGACUGAAGCUGACAUUAAGUCGAAGUACAAGGAACUUGCUCUGAAAUACCAUCCAGAUAAGAAUAGCAAUACCAAAACUGAAGAGUGGACCAAUCUUUCAAAAGCAUACCAGACCCUUUCAGAUAAAAACAGUCGAGCACAUUACGAUAAUUUCGGAACAGUUAGCAACACUUUCAUGGAUAAAGCAUCGUUCAACUGCUAUGUAGGAGGAGAAUUCUGGAAACCAUACAUUGGUAACCUGGAAAUUGGUCUCUGGUUAUUCUCAUUUAUAGAUAGUGAACUAGGAUAUGUAAUGUCAGCUGAACUGAAAAAACGUCGUCAUAACACUCGUGUGUUCAGCAUUGUCCGUUAUCUACAAGAUAAACUCUCUCAAUUUCCGAAGCAUGAUGACGGAUCGUUUGAGAAAAGUCUUUGUCAAGAAGCUCAGAGACUUUUGGCGGAACCCAAUGGCAAAGAGUUACUAUCCUUACUAGGCGAUAUUUACAUGACUGAAGCCGAAGCCCAUCUAGGCGGGUCUUUUGAGGAGGGCAUAUUAAGGAAUUUUUCUUUUUUUACUAAUAAUUUCAGGUUUUUUGAAGGCUUGAUUUACGGAUUCUGGGUUAAGGAAAUAAACCAAGAGGAGAUUCAAAACAUAGUCUGGAAACUUUCGCUAUCUGAAAUAACUUCUAUAGCACAUGAAACCUGUGAGAAAGUCCUUAAAGAAUACGAAUACAAUGAGGAAAAAUUCUAUCACCUUGUCAAUUCAUUAUAUUUCUUGGGCAAAGUGUGGAAAGAAAUAAGUGAGCAGCUUGAAAUAAAACCUUGAUAUUUGAUUAUUGUAAUUAUCACCUUUAUUGUUCUCUGUGCUUGUUUAUGUUAUACCUGACUCAAAUAUCGAUAUUUCAAAAUUUCAAACUUCAUUUCUGUAAAGGACUUAUAUAUUAAAUCAUGUAUUAUUUCUUUCAGUAAAAUAGUUUAGAGACUGAUAGAAUAGCGAGUUUCAACUAGGUGAUAAGUAAGCUUUUUUCAGAUAUUAGCUUUCGAACUCUCUUUUACAUCUAUAAUUCUGUUAUUAUCUUAAUACUUCCCACCACUAUACAGUAGAAUUUUAAGCACUAACUUUGAAAUUGACAGAUGCGGUAAAUAAAAAUUUAUAUUACUGUUGUAAAUUUAUUAGCGAUACAAAAUAACAUUC
Molecule: messenger RNA, 1436 nt
Organism: Rhizophagus irregularis DAOM 181602=DAOM 197198
Lineage: Eukaryota; Fungi; Glomeromycota; Glomeromycetes; Glomerales; Glomeraceae
Source: RefSeq, a predicted model, not a curated record